Messenger RNA from Symsagittifera roscoffensis, 1527 nucleotides. RefSeq lists its product as uncharacterized. The transcript has 2 exons. The record is from RefSeq and is a predicted model, not a curated record. NCBI's taxonomy places the organism in Eukaryota, Metazoa, Xenacoelomorpha, Acoela, Convolutidae. Bases 474 to 1484 code for a protein of 336 amino acids.
AUUUCCGCUGCCAAGGAACAAAAACAUCCGAUCGAAUAGAAACCGUGCUUUGUUUCAGAAAUUAUGCAUAAUUUAAAAGCAAAGUCACCUGCCUGGGUAAAAUUUCUUCAAUUAUUCACAAACAUACCCGACGAUUUAUGAUGAAAAAAUUCCACACCUAUCAAAAAUAUUGACAAAAAACUGGCACGAUGAAAGAAAUCUCAGCAGCUAAACGAAUACGACAUUUACGACCUUACAGAUUAUAAUUAUUAAUGAAGAUAUUUCAGCUUAUAAUGUAUUCUGGUGUUUGCCAAACGCGUCAGAAUUCUGAUUUUCGGUAUAAAUAAAUAAUUAUCUUCAAAAAUUGUGACACGAAGAGUAUCUUAUUCUGAUUGGUUCUUUUUUUUCAACCUCUAAAGUAAUUUAAAUUAAUUUGGUUCUUCUUUUUCAAGCUUGUAUUUCAAAAAUCAACCAAAAAUUUGAAAAAAACUGCUAUGGUCAACCGGUGGGAUUUUGCAGCAAUCACGUUUCUUCUGCUCUUCAGUGCUUUUUUGAUCAACCUUGUCGUUCAAGAUGUGAUCGAUCUUUUCUCGGUUCUGGGCAAAACUCAGAGUCAGUUGAAGUACCUGGACGCCGCGAACGGUAUUUAUGACCCGGCCAUGGUCUCGUUCCGGGGGUUUAAACUAGGAGCAGUUUCGGUGGCGCUGCACUCCUUAUGUGUUUGCUCUUUGAGAAGGACCAGGGAUCCGGCGUAUGUCCAGAACUGCACCGGAACUCCAUACCCGAUUAAUACAAACAUGGUUGGCAUCGGAAACAACACCCAACAACCGUAUUGGGAUAACUUCUAUGAAAUCCCCGGCGAUCGAGGGAAUGGAGAGUACCUAUAUUACGUAUGCACACACCCGGGUAUCGAGGGACUGACCAUCGCGACGACCCCUUUUGGCGCCGGUAUGGCCCGAUUCUUCGAAGCUGCAGCGAUGGGUCAACAGUACAUAGACCAGUUCUAUCAGACGCAUUUUAUCAACCGGCCUUUGCCGUACAACCCUUCUGGACACUACAACACCAUUCUACUGGAAAAAAGAAUCUAUCUGGGAAUCGGAGAGGUAGCAGAUGAGGUGAACACUUUUAUAACGGCGCAGACAAGUCGUACCAAACACUCGAAUCCGAAUAUGACCGAGUUCAAGAUCGGCUGGGAAUCAGACACCUACCUCCUUGUCCAGGAAAUCCAGAUGGGCAGCGUGCUUCUCAUAUUCACCGUAAUCGCAGUUCCCGCCCUUCUAAUCGAGCGACUCAUCACCCUAUUUGGGAAACUUAAGCGCAAAGGGGAGUUUUUCAAAGGAGUGAGCAAACCCCCCAACCCUCCCCCGGAUCCAACUGUUGCGGCGCCGUCCCGUUCAACCAUGCGAAGUGCCGGAAGCAGCCGACACUCCGAAGAGCAUUUGCAGGUUCAUGAAAGCCAGAGAAGACGUGGAAGUGGUGAUCAAAUGAAUAAAAUUUUAAUAUGACAGGAACUGCACUUAUAAUUGGAUCAGAUUUUGUUUGGAUUAG